Molecule: messenger RNA, 1336 nt
Organism: Leptinotarsa decemlineata (Colorado potato beetle)
Lineage: Eukaryota; Metazoa; Arthropoda; Insecta; Coleoptera; Chrysomelidae
Gene: Hr4
Product: nuclear hormone receptor 4
Biological process (GO): regulation of DNA-templated transcription
Molecular function (GO): zinc ion binding; sequence-specific DNA binding; DNA-binding transcription factor activity
Source: RefSeq, a predicted model, not a curated record
UCUACGAGAAUUCAUUGCCCAUUCUGAGCAAAAUUUAUUUUAUUAGUUUCAGUAUAUUACCUUAGAUGAUUCAAUAAAAAAUGUGGUAAAAAAUAUUGUUCUGCUAUUAUUUUAUAAAUUAUAUAAUAUGAUUGGUAAUCAUGCUGUGUUCAAUGAAAGCAAUCUCUCCUGAAUCUUUUUCCAUUUCAAGCUCAUUUGUUGUAGAAAAUAAGUAAAUAAUUGGAAAGUUGAAGUAUCCAGCAAAAGUACAUUCGACAGUUACAGUUGCACCUUCUCCUACGAACCCUCGGCCAGCAGGAAAUAAUCUUCCGCGUGCCAACCUCGACCUGCAAGUUGUUUCCUACUUCUGUCAUGCAGAGAGCGCCUUGCUCAACAACCAUUUAAAGAAGUAUGAAGAUGGCUGCCGGUGCAUAAACCCCACUCGCUCUCUCCACUACUCCCAUCUUUCUGGUAGCUGGAUCGGCUUGCAAUCUCAUAGUCCGCGGCCUACUUUUCACCUGGGAUUAUGCUGCCUAGCGUUCCUCAACUGUUUCUGUAGUACAACUCUUACCGUUAGCGUACGCGGUCGGUCGCACUGCACUCUGACUUACCUGCCGAAGGCCCGCCUACUUUCUAACAGCUACACUUGUACUCUCGUUCGUCGAUGCUCACGUGUUCGUAGAGUGCUUGGGGAAUUCAUAUCCGUCAAGUUGUUGCACUUGAAACAGUGUUGUUUCUGAUUUUUCGCGUGUUUUUUUUGAGAUUUUUGUGAAUGGAACUUAAAUGUGAUCAAUGGAGAGAGAUGUUUACUUUAGGUGAGCUGGAUUUUUUCGUGGCUUGGUGCAGUCUUAAGUCUUCGGAGGAUGCUUUUGUUCGCCAUAAAAUACAUCGCAAGAACGCAUUUUCGUGAAAUUUUCGUUUUCACGGAUGAGAUCGAGGAAACAUGCACUCAAAACUUUUGAAUACUGCAAUAACAUUAAGAGAGAAUGAGUUUCCCGACUUUCAUUGAAGCUGGCAACUAUCAGGCCCAUAGAGAAAGAAUUAUGACCCUUACGCGGACCCCGUGUGAGCUCGACAAAAUGAGCCUUUUCCAAGAUUUGAAACUGAAAAGGAGAAAAGUGGAUUCACGCUGCAGCAGUGAUGGCGAAUCUGUCGCCGACACUAGUACGUCAUCAGCUGAUCUUCUGAGCCGGUCUUCCCCCAAAAUGGCCGACACCGCUAUGAGUCCGCCCAGCCCGGAUUCGACGCCCCUGCAGCUCCACCCGCCCGAGCCGACGCUGGACAAUCCUGCAAACCGACUGGAAGAGUCUGGAGUAUUCGACGGAGGUGGCUGCGGAGGAACGACAAGCGUUAUAAG